AUGACGAAUAUUUUAACUGCUCAAGAUAAGGUUGCCAGUUUUCUUCGUAAAUUGCAACUUUACCAACGCAGAAUUGAAGUUGAGGACAUUUCAAUGUUCCCAGAACUAACAAUGGUGCUUGACGAAAGAAAUGAAAAAUGUUCAUUCACAGACCAAAUAGCUCUUCACUUAUUAUCAAUAAUAGAUUCAAUCGCAACAUUUUGGCGAAAAAUUGGUGGCGAGUAUCCAUUAUUAUCAGAAAAAGCCUUGAAAAUACUGAUCCCUAUUUCAAAAACGUACAGGUGUGAAAGUGGAUUUUCAACAAUGGUAACAAUGAAAACAAAAGCAAGAAACCGAUUAAACUUGGAACACGACCUAAGAUGUGCAUUGGCCGAAACUGAACCAAAUAUUAAACAAAUUCUUAGAAAAAAGCAAUAUCAACCGUCUCAUUAA
Messenger RNA from Aphis gossypii (cotton aphid), 432 nucleotides. Its product is annotated as protein FAM200A-like. The record is from RefSeq and is a predicted model, not a curated record. Gene Ontology annotation, molecular function: protein dimerization activity. NCBI's taxonomy places the organism in Eukaryota, Metazoa, Arthropoda, Insecta, Hemiptera, Aphididae. The transcript has 2 exons. Bases 1 to 432 code for a protein of 143 amino acids.